GUCAUCUACUCAUACUUUGGAGAUGUGCAGAAUCCGCAAGCCAAGAUUGUCGGUGCGCGAAUCUCGCACAGGCUCGGGGUGCUCAGCUUCACGCUCGAAGACCCUUCUGAAAGGCAGUCGUUCCCAUUCGUCUACAGCGUUUCCUUCCUUCGCGCUGAAAGGGAUGACUUCCUGCUGAAGGUCCCUCCACGGCCACAACUUCCAGUCCUUCUGCCCGAAGACCUGUUCUACCCCUUCACCAUAGGUUCGGCAUCCAGAUUGGGAUGGAGUGCUGUGCUGGGGCUAGCAUUGCUGGCAUUCACAGAAUUCAGAACACCGUGA
This is a messenger RNA of Symbiodinium necroappetens, 321 nucleotides long. NCBI's taxonomy places the organism in Eukaryota, Dinophyceae, Suessiales, Symbiodiniaceae. The record is from the annotation of a GenBank genome assembly.